Messenger RNA from Callorhinus ursinus (northern fur seal), 825 nucleotides. The record is from RefSeq and is a predicted model, not a curated record. Lineage: Eukaryota; Metazoa; Chordata; Mammalia; Carnivora; Otariidae.
ACUUCCUGUUCAGGGCUUUCGCCUUCAACAAAGAUGGUGCUUAUGGUACAGGUUCCCUAACAGUCUGGAUUCCGGUUGCGGUUUCUUUCUUUCUUUCUUUUUUUUUUUUUAAUAUACGUGUUUGCAGACGGAGAAAUGGAGGCUAGAGACAAGCAAGUGCUUCGCUCCCUUCGCCUGGAGCUGGGUGCGGAGGUACUGGUGGAGGGACUGGUUCUUCAGUAUCUUUACCAGGAAGGGGUCCUGACAGAAAACCAUGUUCAAGAAAUCAAAGCUCAAGCCACAGGCCUCCGGAAAACAAUGCUGCUGCUGGAUAUCCUACCUUCCAGAGGUCCUAAAGCAUUUGAUGCAUUCCUAGAUUCCUUGCAGGAAUUUCCCUGGGUUAGGGAGAAGCUGGAGAAGGCAAGGGAAGAAGCCAUAAUUGAGCAGCCUGCAGAUGACCAGAUGACUGGUAUCCCCCCGCACAUCCUCAACAGCUCCCCAUCCGACCAGCAGAUCAACCAGCUGGCUCAGAGGCUGGGCCCUGAGUGGGAGCCUGUGGUGCUGUCUCUGGGCCUGUCCCAGACGGAUAUCUACCGCUGUAAGGCCAACCACCCCCACAACGUGCAGUCGCAGAUGGUGGAGGCCUUCAUCCGCUGGAGGCAGCGCUAUGGGAAGCAGGCCACCUUCCGGAGCUUGCACAGAGGCCUCCAGGCCAUGGAGGCGGACCCCUCGGUGCUCCAGCACAUGUUGGAGUGAUGGGGUCUCCCUCCAUCAACCCAUGGGGGAGUGUGUCCCCAAGUUGCGUGUGUGGAAUCCUGACUUUCUCCCAGGGCAGGUAGUUUUGGG